Punica granatum (pomegranate) is the source of this 492-nucleotide messenger RNA. Lineage: Eukaryota; Viridiplantae; Streptophyta; Magnoliopsida; Myrtales; Lythraceae. The record is from RefSeq and is a predicted model, not a curated record.
AUGGGAAACUUCAGCUCUUGCCUCUGCUCCGGCAGCUCGAGCACUCAGUCCGCCAAGCUGCUCGAUCCCCACGGGAGCCUCCUGCGGUUGGAUGUCCCGGUGCGAGUGGCCGAGCUCAUGCUGGAGUAUCCCGGCCACCUCGUCUCCUCUCUUGACAGGGUUCGUGGGACUGGCCGAUUCAUUGCCCUUCGAGCUGAUGACGAGCUUCUGGCAGGAAAGGCUUAUAUAACAGUGCCUUUUAACCGGAUCGACUGCAGGGCCACUGAGGACGAGCUGGCGGUUAUUGAAUCGGCGCGUAAGGGGGGGCGGGAUCUUGACACGGGCAGCAAGGUCUUUCGGGAUGUUGUCGUGGAAGCCGACGGGAAGGAUGGAAAGAAGGGAGGUGAUGGCCUGCUUGGGGGACAGCAGCAGCAGCAGUUGAGCUGCUAUUGGAGUCACAGGCAGUGGAAUCCUGUCUUGGAGCCAAUUUUCGAAGAUCAAGGAGUUCUUUGA